GUUAAUUGUCAUUUGUCAAAACGAAUGACAUUUGACGUUUAUUAACAUAUGACAGAUGACAAAUAGAAUAAAAGAUCCAGAACAAGUACAACACUUCUAGUUAUGUUGAAUUUAACUAAUUAGGUAACCUGGGAAAAGUAAAAUACGGUUGAAAAAGUGUGUAAUUUUCCUAAACGAAAGUAGCAAGUAGCACACCUUAAAAGGACAGUGACAAUAAUCUACCGGCGUUACACUUGUGUCCAAAUAGUGUGUCAAGUUUGACUGAAAAAAUGGCGGAUCCAGGCUACAAGAGUCGUCUCCAAAAUUUCAAGAACAGAGGCAAAGAUCAAGAUGAAAUGCGACGUAGAAGAAACGAAGUCACGGUGGAACUUAGGAAGAACAAGCGCGAAGAAACGUUACAAAAGAGACGGAACGUGCCGGUGGUAGACUCUACAGAUGAAGACGAUAUCGAAAAAUCUCUUUCGAACACAAAUCUAGAGCAGCUAGUGGCCCAGGCAGCUGCCGACGAUAAUCCUCCACUUCAGCUUAUGGCCAUUCAGUCAGCUAGAAAGCUUCUAUCUUCAGACAGAAACCCUCCAAUAGAUGCUCUAAUUGAUAGCAAAAUACUGCCUAUUCUAGUAAAAUGCUUAGAAAGGCAAGACAACCCUGCGCUACAAUUUGAAGCAGCUUGGGCUUUGACCAACAUUGCAUCUGGAACCUCGGCUCAAACCAACAAAGUUGUGCAAGCUGGUGCUGUGCCCCUAUUUCUCAUGUUGCUGCAUUCACCACGUCAGAAUGUCUGUGAGCAGGCAGUUUGGGCAUUAGGCAAUGUUAUAGGUGAUGGACCUGUACUGAGAGAUUACGUCAUUCAGUUAGGGGUGGUAGAGCCACUAUUGUCUUUCAUCAAGCCCGAGAUUCCCAUUCCAUUUUUGAGGAAUGUCACAUGGGUCAUAGUUAACCUAUGUAGGAACAAGGACCCACCACCACCAAUGGCUACAAUUGAGGAAUUGCUGCCUGCACUCAAUGCUCUUAUACAUCACACAGAUGUUAAUAUUCUGGUAGACACAGUAUGGGCGCUGAGUUAUCUGACGGAUGGUGGAAAUGACCAAAUUCAAAUGGUCAUAGAUAGUGGAGUAGUACCCAAGCUUAUCCCCUUGCUUAGCCAUAAAGAAGUUAAGGUUCAGACUGCUGCAUUGAGAGCUGUAGGAAAUAUUGUCACCGGUACAGAUGAACAAACACAGGUUGUUUUGAACUUUGAUGCUUUGUCGCAUUUCCCUGCACUGUUGACCCAUCCUAAAGAAAAGAUCUGCAAAGAAGCUGUAUGGUUUUUGAGUAACAUAACUGCAGGAAAUCAGUCUCAAGUGCAAGCAGUUAUAGAUGCUGGUUUGCUGCCAAAGAUAAUCCACAACCUGAGCAAAGGCGACUUCCAAACGCAAAAGGAGGCUGCCUGGGCCAUCAGCAAUCUGACGAUAGGCGGAAACAAGGAACAAGUCACUAGACUGAUACAGGAAGGCGUCAUUCCGCCUUUCUGUAACCUGUUGGAUUGUAGGGAUGCCAUGGUCAUACAGGUCGUUCUGGACGGCAUCAACAACAUGCUGAAGAUGGCAGGUCCUCAGGUAGACCAACUGUGCGCCAUGAUUGAGGAAUGCAACGGUCUUGAUAAAAUCGAAUCGCUCCAGAACCAUGACAACAUUGACAUCUAUAAAUUGGCGUAUGAAAUUAUCGAGCAAUAUUUCAGCGGAGACGCUGAAGACGACCCGAACAUUGCUCCAGCAGCCAGCGAGACCGGCUACACAUUCGAUCCGAACACAAAUUUGCCAAACAAAGGUUUCAAAUUUUGAUUUUUCGCGCUCGCGCACACAUAAUUUUCGUAAGCGUUGCGCUUAAAGAAACGCUGUCGCUUCCUCUUUCAUAAUUAUUAUGACGAACUUAGUCCUUUAUUUUAUGUACGUUCAUUUUAUGUACAUAUUUUUUAUACAUUGAAAUAUAUAUAAUUAGGGUAUUUAUUUGAUUUUCGGACGUAAAACAUGUUGGUCCAGCUGCUAGGGAUGUAACUUGGUUUUAUUUUUUCGUUUAUGGAUUUUUAAUGAAAAAUUGCGUUACCUUCGAAGUUUUCAGGUAAUCUUAAAUAGAGAACCGAGAAUUUUGGAGAUAAUAGUCGAAAGAACCGAGAUUUUCGGGCAUUUAGGGUCUAGAUAUUUUGAUGUUGUUAUUACAGGUUUUCUUCAUUUCAUUCAAAAGAAGACAUUUUCAUUCCUUAUCCUCGUGUAUAAUGUUAAAAUUGGCGUUAUUUUCACGGCCGAAACACUCUCCUGACCCUUUCAUGAAAAUCGUACCCAUGUGACCCAAUUUUUGCAUAUUUGCUCGAAUUUAGCGUCUCAAGCAAUUUUUUUGUAUCUGGCGAUUGGACCACGUGGCAUUAUUUAGUAUUUUUCAUGUGAGCGAUUAGCCUUUUCGGACAUCAUCCGCGGUUUUUGAUUAGUUCCAUUGCUGUAAAACGUAUUUAUUCCACGCGAAGAUAGUCAACCAUUUACUGUAUUCCGGUGUCUGAAAGGUACUACGAGGCAGUAGCAGGGCACAAAAAUAAAUUUAGACAUGCACUUCAGUUCCUUUUUGCAUCUAACAGGUGGGCUGAAAAUUCCGUAUCGUUUCAAUGAAAAAAUAUUUUUUUCGUCAAAAUUCGCUUUUAUUAUUCAACAUAGUUGCCUUCAAGGGCUAUACAGCGAUUAUAACGUUCUUCAAGUUUUUCGAUACCCUUCCGGUAGUAAUCCUUCGGCUUGUCCUCAAAAUAGGCUUCAGUUUCGGCGAUGAUUUCUUCGUUGCUGUGAAAUUUUUUUCCGGUGAGCAUUCUCUUAAGGUCUGAGAAGAGGAAAUAGUCGCUUGGAGCAAGGUCCGGAGAAUACGGUGGAUGGGGGAGCAAAUCGAAGCCCAAUUCAUGCAAUUUCGACAUCGUUUUCAUGGACUUGUGGCACGGCGCAUUGUCCUGGUGAAACAAGAUUUUUUUUUUCUUCAUUUGUGGCCGUUUCUUGGCGAUUUCGGCCUUCAAACGCUCCAGUAACACUAUAUAAUAGUCGCUGUUGAUAGUUUGGCCCUUUUGAAGAUAGUCGAUGAAAAUAAUUCCUUGCACGUCCCAGAAAACAGAGGCCAUAACCUUGCCUGCUGACUGUUGCGUCUUUCCACGUUUCGGAGGUGGUUCGGAUGCAGCCGUCCACUCGGCCGACUGGCGAUUUGACUCCGGUGUGUAGUGGUGGAGCCAUGUUUCAUCCAUGGUGACGUAUCGGCGAAAAAAAUCGGUUUUAUUGCGCAAAAUCACCUCCAAACAGGCCUCAGAGUCGUCGAUGCGUUGUUGCUUUUGGUCAAAUGUGAGAUUGCGCGGCACCCAUUUCGCACAGAGCUUUCGCAUAUCCAAAUAUUCAUGAAUGAUGUGACUGACACGUUCUUUUGAUAUGUUUAAGGCCUCAGCUAUGUAACACACGAAACUCUUGACUUUCCAUGGUUUUCAAAAAUAACAAAAGUAGCGUCACUCUCGAUACGAUAACUCAAAAACUAAUGAUCCGACAGCUGUCAAAUUUUGACAGGCAUCUUUUGAAGGUUGGUACUAGCUAAGAAGCGUAUGGAUUUUAUUCUGGUGGCGCCAUCUCAUAGAAACGAUACGGACUUUUCAGCCCACCUGUUAAUGCCUGAAGAUAGCCGAUUGAAAUAGCCAUUAUAGACGCACCAAAAAGCGAUUCAAGAUCCUGGCUCCGUCUAUAGAACACCAGCAGAACCAAAUACUACCUCUUUGCAAAGUCAAUUACACCACAAACUAAAAUAUGAACAUUUUUCAAGAUACUCAAAAACAUUUGUCGAGUCAAAACCCCCGGUUUUGUAAUGCUUCUUUCCAUAUGCCAUCAUUGUCCAACCACCUUCCACCAAGAAACUUUUUAAAUUUUGAAAUAGAAGAAUGUCUGAUGGUGCUAAAUCAGGGUUGUAUGGCGGAUGAUGCACUAAUUCCCUACGAAACGUGUCCAGUAGCGUCUGUGUUCGGGUCGUAACGUGAGAUCGAGUGUUAUCGUGAAGGAGAACGACGCCCCUAGCGGCGGUUUUGAAUAGCGCGCCUAAUUCAACAAACUGUCGGUGAAUUUCAGCAUUAUUGGGCUCUGAUGACUCGGAUCCCUUUUUUGGUCACGGGAAUACAGUAUAUGAAUGGCUUCAGGUUGAUUUCGUUAAUGGUAGUUCACAUCUCGAAAAUCCCAACAGCGUUCGUAGCCGUGAAGGUUUUGUUAUAAAAAAGAUACUUGUUAUGCUAUUGUAACGAAUAGAAUUUUCCGAUUAGAUUUAAAAUGACCGUACAUAGUUGAAAAAAUCUGGGCAUGAUCAAUAGAAGUGUUUUAUUUUUACUAAUUGUAAGUCUUGUAAUUGAUUCUCUCUCGUAUGAAAUUAUUUUGGUUGAGAACAUCAAAGUUAUACUACCCUUGGAUGUUGGGUGAGAUAAUCUAUUGUCUCGAUACAAUAAUACUGGAUAGACUAAAUUAUUGUAUUGUAAAUAUAAAGUGUACAUUUUUCAACCUAUAUUAAACGCAUGUUCUAUCCA
Messenger RNA from Acanthoscelides obtectus, 4552 nucleotides. The record is from the annotation of a GenBank genome assembly. Lineage: Eukaryota; Metazoa; Arthropoda; Insecta; Coleoptera; Chrysomelidae.